AUGGUCCUCUUGAAGAAUGUCAAAAACUUUACCAAACAUUAUGAUAUCAUUGUCAUUGGUGCCGGAGCUGGUUUAGGUAAACUCGGACGACCAGCCACAGAAUAUGGCUACUCGGUAGCACUUUGCGAAAAUGACAAGUUGGGAGGAACAUGUUUGAAUCGUGGUUGUAUUCCAUCGAAAAUGUUGAUUCAUCCGGCUGAUGUGGUUCAAACCAUUGAAUCGGCUCAUCGUUUUGAAGUGGAUGUGAAAAAGAAGGAAACGAGUGGUGAUUUGGAUUACGACAUUCGAUUCUCGGAAUUGGUAGCUCGUGUAUCAAAGACCAUUGAUGAUGAAAGCGAUUCCAUUCUUCCCAAUGUUGAAAAGAAUCAAAAAUUGGAUUGGUUUGUUGGACAAACAGCGAGAUUUAUUGGCGAGAGAACCUUACAAGUGGGCUCUCCUGAUGAUAAUGUGGUCAUUACUGCCGAUCGAGUAUUUGUGGCAGCAGGUGCAAGAGCUGUUGAUUUGUCAGAUCAAAUCGAAGGUCUAGCUUCCACUCCAUACAUGACCUACAGAGAAGCUCUCAGAAAUCAGCAACGAUUUAAGAGAUUAAUUUGUAUUGGAGCUGGAUAUAUUGCCACCGAGUUGUGUCACUUCUUUUCAAGUACUGGAACUCACACCACGUUAUUUGUGAGAUCUAAAUUUUUGAAAUAUGAAGAUGAAGAAGUUCAAAAGGAAUUUGAACGAGUGUUUGUGAAGAGGAAAAAUAUUGAAGUGAAACAGGGAAUGAAACCUAUCAGAGUGAGAUAUGAAAAUAAUGAAUUUAUUUUGACCUAUUUGAACCCUCAUUUAGAUACUGCACAGGAACAAGAAAUUCGUGCUGAUGCUUUGUUAGUUGCUGCCGGAGUUAAACCUAACACAGAUAUUUUGCAAUGUGAAAAGGCUGGAAUUAAACUCACCAAAGAUGGAUUCGUAGAGGUCGACAAGUAUUUGAGAUCUGUUAGUGCACCCAACGUAUGGGCCUUGGGUGACAUUGCAGGAAACUAUCUCUUCCGUCACAAUGCUAACUUUGAAUCCGAAUAUCUCAUGGAAACAGUCAUUUCCAAGAUGAGUGAACCUUAUCCUAUCGAUCACACAGGUAUGCCACACGCUGUUUUUGCAAAUCCUCAAAUUGCUGGUGUUGGCUUAACUGAACAAGAAUGUCGCGAAAAAGGUUUGAAUUUUGUUUCAGUCAAGAACAAUUAUUCAGCCUCAGCCAUGGGUAUGGCCUUAUUGAGCGAUGAGGGAUUUGUGAAACUCAUUGUCGAACGUGGAACUAGAAGAAUUCUGGGAUGUCACAUUAUUGGUCAUGAAGCAAGUACUCUUGUACAUCAAGUUGGAGUUUUGUUUAGAAUUGAAGGAGGAGCCAAACUCGACGACUUGUUGAAUUGCAUUUACAUUCAUCCUGCCUUGAAUGAAAUUGUUCGAAAUGCAGCAAGAAAAGCCAAACAAGCAUUAUUGAACGCAGGAGAUACCAUUCCACCUAGUUUAUAUUUCAAGUAA
Naegleria lovaniensis is the source of this 1518-nucleotide messenger RNA. RefSeq lists its product as uncharacterized. Bases 1 to 1518 code for a protein of 505 amino acids. The record is from RefSeq and is a predicted model, not a curated record. The transcript is spliced from 2 exons. Gene Ontology annotation, molecular function: flavin adenine dinucleotide binding; oxidoreductase activity, acting on a sulfur group of donors, NAD(P) as acceptor. Lineage: Eukaryota; Heterolobosea; Eutetramitea; Acrasida; Naegleriidae.